AUGGCUUCAAACAAAGUGCCAGUCUACUCGACUAAUGAUCUCAAGUCUACGAGUGACGAUGCCCUUCUUCCUUACCUGACGAAUCUCCCUGCGCCAUACGCUUUUACGCCAGACCAUUCCAAGACGAACAUCCGCUUCCUUCUCGGAUUUAGCGCUAUCGCCAUUGCAGGGUUUACUUUCUAUGCAGACCGCAUGCUCGGCUGGGAAGCAACUACCUCGCCAUGGAUCAUUGCAGCGGUUGCAGCCUACUUUGUUCUGAACAGCGCUUUGACAUACUGGAUCUGGGCUGUUGAGGGUGGGGAGGUAUACGCCGGAAAGCGGAAGACUGGGGAAACGAUAUCUGUCUCAUCUUCAGCCCAAAAACUCUCGAAUGUCUACAAGCUACACAUCAUCUAUAAAUCUGCCACUGGCAAGGUCCUUCAGGAUAAGCGCUUCGAGGCGCCCUUCGCAACUUGGUUUUCGGCUGACGGUGUCUUCCACCCUGAGCCUUUCCGUCGCUGGGUAGCUGGCGAGAUUGAUGUGUUGAGGUUGGCGGCGAAGGAAAAUGAGAAGAAGUCUGGCUAG
Penicillium bovifimosum is the source of this 564-nucleotide messenger RNA. Its product is annotated as signal peptidase complex subunit 2. NCBI's taxonomy places the organism in Eukaryota, Fungi, Ascomycota, Eurotiomycetes, Eurotiales, Aspergillaceae. The transcript has 3 exons. Bases 1 to 564 code for a protein of 187 amino acids. The record is from RefSeq and is a predicted model, not a curated record. Gene Ontology annotation, biological process: protein targeting to ER. Gene Ontology annotation, cellular component: signal peptidase complex; membrane.